This is a messenger RNA of Mesocricetus auratus (golden hamster), 924 nucleotides long. RefSeq names its product peptidylprolyl cis/trans isomerase, NIMA-interacting 4 (gene Pin4). Gene Ontology annotation, molecular function: DNA binding; peptidyl-prolyl cis-trans isomerase activity. Lineage: Eukaryota; Metazoa; Chordata; Mammalia; Rodentia; Cricetidae. Bases 543 to 905 code for a protein of 120 amino acids. The record is from RefSeq and is a predicted model, not a curated record. The transcript is spliced from 4 exons. Gene Ontology annotation, biological process: rRNA processing.
GUACAGGUCUCUUUAGCAUUAUGACGUGCUCCUCCCACCCGCAUUGACGAGGGUUGGACACCCCGCAGUGUUGUAAGGCUAGAAAAAUAAGACACAGCUCUUACUCUUCGGCAUCCCAGGAAGUAGUGGAGAAGAUAGUAGCCGGAAAGUACUGUACUGAAUUCAGUGCUGAGAGAUAGGUAUAUUAUGCAAGGUGGAAAGAGGGUGAGGAAAUGACCUGGAGAUACUUCAGGCAGGCCAGGAUAAGCAGCGACACUAGGGUAAAGCAUACUCGACCCGGAGAGUCUAGCCCCAAAAGCACCGACGGGAAACAGACAAAUUAUUGAGUGGGGAAAUCUAAAGCAGAAGACUAAAUCAUUGGGAGUUCUGUAUAUGAUGUUAAUAUCAGUUAAGGGCCAGGAACCCCUUGAAAGAGGUCAUUUCAGUAGUUCUUGGAAGAUAGAGGUGGCCUGAACUCUUUGGUUGUGGGAACCCAGAGAAGAGACAAAUAAAGGGAGUAACCCAGAGGCCCAAGUAACCAAGGUGUUUUAAAGAAAGAAGGUAUGAGAAAGGGAGGUGCAGCCUCUGGGAGUGACAGUGCUGACAAGAAGGCUCAGGGUCCUAAAGGUGGUGGCAAUGCAGUAAAGGUCAGACACAUUCUAUGUGAAAAACAUGGCAAAAUCAUGGAAGCCAUGGAAAAGUUAAAGUCUGGAAUGAGAUUCAGUGAAGUGGCCACACAGUAUAGCGAAGAUAAGGCCAGGCAAGGGGGUGACCUGGGUUGGAUGACCAGAGGGUCCAUGGUAGGACCCUUUCAAGAAGCAGCAUUUGCCUUGCCUGUAAGUGGGAUGGAUAAGCCUGUGUUUACGGACCCACCAGUUAAGACAAAAUUUGGAUAUCAUAUUAUUAUGGUUGAAGGGAGAAAAUAAAAUCACAUGAGAGACGGAA